AUGAGCGACCCACUCAUGUGCCAGGAGCAAACUGCGAUUGCGCAAACCUUCAAUGAAGAGCGGUUUCAGGAGUGGGAGGACAGACUGAAACAUGAGCGCGCCAGGGCGAAGGUUGACGAGCAGAAGCAGAUCAUUGUUGCAGCAGACAUCGCUCAGGCAGUGGUCUUUGCAGACGAGGCGCCGUUUCUCUUCCGCUUGCAGAAAGUUAUGGGCCGCACAAGUCGAGGCAGCUCCAGGAGCAGAAGCCGAGGAGGUGACAACGGGAGCACGUCAGAUGGAAGUAGCGACAGCGAGGCCGAGUCCUACUCUGUCUCCAGCAGCCAGGAUGGGAUGUUGGAUGAGGCGCCCGACCCCGUCCGGAAAGACUUGCAGGGCUUCUGCCCCUACCUGCACGAGCUGCCUGCAGCAUUUACCACCUUCUGGCAUCAGCUUCACGGGGCAGCCCUUCUGGUCGAGCAGCGUGUUCAACUGGAGGAAACAUCUCGGGAGGGCACCGCCAGAGGGCUUUGCCUGCAGCUGGCCUUGUUUCGUCAAGUGGUCUCGGGAACAGCCGGCCUUCCUUUCCCGCAAGCGGCGAACAGCUGCCCAACUUUGAUUUCUAGCUACUUCGAAUGGGCGAGCGAGCUGGCAGUGCAGGCUGGACAGCCGCGGCGCGGGCGUGCGUUGUUGCAGCUUGGGGCGCCGAUCCGCACCAUGGCCCUCUCGCGAGCACUCUUCCGGCCGGAUGAGACAAGGGCAGGAAAGGAAGCUCAGAGUACACUUUCCGCGAAGUAUGCUUCGAAGCUCCGCGAUCUACACAUGAAGUAUGGUCUGGAAGAGAAAGAGUGGCAAAUCGUCGACACAGACCAUCAGAACUGGGUGGCUGUACACUCCCUCUGUGACUCGAACUUUGCCGGGGGAAAUUUGGAAAACGUGACUUCUGGCAUAACCGAGCGCAAUCACAAGUCUUAUGCUGAGAGGUGGGGUUAUGAGUACACCAUGCAUACGCAAACUCCCUUGGCAGAACAGGAGCCCCAGUUCGGAAAGCUUCAGAUUGCGAUCGAUGUGCUCAGUAGCGAGAAGCCUCCGGACUGGUUCCUGUGGCUAGACUGCGAUGCUUUGGUGACAAACCGCUCGAUCUCUGUGGAGUCCUUGCUCCGGACUUAUCAGCUCUCCGAAAAAGACUUCGUGGUGGCGGAGGAGGUCUCCGGCAUCAACUCCGGCGUGUUUCUGGUAAGAGGCGGCGCAGAAAGGCGAGGCCUACGCUUUCUGGAAGAGGCUAUGCAAAGCGACUGGCGCUUCGUCUGGGACCAGACCAUGCUUCUACGGCAGAUGGCGCAAGAGUCAGACCUCUUCGGUGCUACGAUGUGCUCUGACUUUGCAGAGGACUUCCGCUGGGCACCUCACUUCGGCCUGGUGCCUCAGCAUGCCAUGAAUCUGUACGGCGAAGGCUCUGCGCUGCAAUGGGGCGCUUCUGCUUGGAAGCCGGGGGAUUUCAUCUUGCAUUUGGCCGGAUGCCCAUUGACAGAAUCCGAAUGCCACGGAACCUUCGAGGAAACCGACUCAAAGGGCCCAUGCUGGCAGGAGCCGGCUUGCAUGCUGUGUGUGGAGGAGAAGGCGGAGAAGGCCGGUGCAGAGCUUUCUGGCCGCGACAAAGCCCUGGAUGAAAGCGCGAAGCAGGAAGCGCUGCAAGCGCACUUGAGAUGGCUGGAAGAGAGCCGCGCAAAGCUGCAGGAGAAGCUGAAGGCUCACACAGAGCAAGAGUUGGCUGAGAAAGAUCCCCCGAUGGAGGAUGGUCCACCUGACAUAACACCCGUAUACAUUUAA
Messenger RNA from Symbiodinium necroappetens, 1806 nucleotides. Lineage: Eukaryota; Dinophyceae; Suessiales; Symbiodiniaceae. The record is from the annotation of a GenBank genome assembly.